AAACGAAGACAAAAAGGUUCUAAAACAAGCUGAGCAAAUGAGACGGAAAAGAAACAGUAUCAAAGCAAUUACUCUGCUGAGUUUCUCUGCAAAAACACUGCAAAAGACUCUGCUAAUACUGUUCAAAAUUCUUUCUCAUUCAACAGCACCCAACGCAAGAACAAAAGAGAAAAUGGAGAGAUAAUAGAGAGCCAAAAAGGUUUGGGGGAGUGUUUAAGUCUCGUCUUUAUACCCUUUCUCAGGUUUGGACAUGCGUGCUGUUUGAACGGGGGUGACACUACGGAAUUCUGCACGCAGAGUACAGUCAGUUCCGUUUUCGAAGGGUUCUGAGUGGGUCCCGAACCCAUGGAGACAGAGCUGAAAAUCAGCAGAAACGUAUUGGCGACAGUGGUGCUUUUGGGGCGAGUGAGUAAGUGCUGGGAGUGCUGUUGGGGCAAGGAACUGCUGGGGGGGGAAGUAGGUCAAGGCCAGCUGAAGAGCAGAGUUGGCUGUUUCGUGGGCAAUGGUGUUUACUGGCACUGGGGCAUUGCACUGCUGUUUGGACAGAGAGAACAGCAAAUGCUCCAGCUGGAGGACAGCAGAAGCUGGUGCUAUGGGAAAAGCAGAGAAACAGAAACACCAAAAGAGGGCGCCCCAGAAAGAGAAUCAGCAUAUGGAAAGUAUGUUUCACAAAUGACAGGUUCCUUGUGGAGGUGGUUUUCAGGGUCCGAGGAUGUUAAAGCAUCAGCAUAAGGCCAUAAAAUGCCAAUCCUCUCGCAACUGAAUUUGCC
Molecule: messenger RNA, 770 nt
Organism: Ascoidea rubescens DSM 1968
Lineage: Eukaryota; Fungi; Ascomycota; Saccharomycetes; Ascoideales; Ascoideaceae
Exons: 1
Coding region: 346-732 (128 amino acids)
Source: RefSeq, a predicted model, not a curated record